This is a messenger RNA of Mesitornis unicolor (brown roatelo), 3579 nucleotides long. Its product is annotated as macrophage mannose receptor 1-like. The record is from RefSeq and is a predicted model, not a curated record. The annotation marks the transcript as partial. Lineage: Eukaryota; Metazoa; Chordata; Aves; Mesitornithiformes; Mesitornithidae. The transcript is spliced from 25 exons.
AUGAAACCUUUGACUUUUUCUACAGUCUUAGUUUUCCUCUCUUUCCUUCAUACUGCUUUUCAGACACUCGAUAAUGAAAUAUUUUUAAUAUACAAUGAGGAUAGUAAGUUUUGUUUAAUUGCUCAGAGUUCUCAUGCAGUCACAACAGCUGCUUGCAACAAAAAGACUGAGUUACAAAAAUUCAGGUGGGUGUCUGACCACCAGCUGAUGAGCAUGGCAUUUGCACAGUGUUUGGGAGUGCCCUACAAGCAAAACGAGGCGAAAAUUUCUUUGUACCCCUGUAACAAGAAAAGUGAAUUCCAGAAAUGGGACUGCAGAAAUGCAACCUUGGCAAUCCAAGGGCAAGAUUUAUUUCUCAGUGCUGGCAAAAGAAAAGAAGACAAUAUUGUACUGAACACAGGAUCAGUGAUGACAAAUAAAUGGAAGAUCUUUGGAACCAUGGAUGAUUUGUGUUCUCAAGGACAUGAGGAUCUGUUUACACUGUUAGGAAAUGCCAAUGGAGCUCCAUGUGCCUUCCCCUUCCAGCUGAGUGGUAAAUGGUACGCUGGGUGCACAGCUGCCGGCAGGUCAGAUGGCUUACUCUGGUGUGCAACAACUCCCAACUUUGACAUGGACCAUUUGUAUGGAUUCUGUCCAACUGGCCACAAUGACAGAUUUUGGAGUACUGAUCCUUUGACAGGAACCUACUACCAGAUAAACUACCAGUCGGCUCUCACAUGGCACCAAGCAAGAAAGAGCUGCCAGCAGCAGAGUGCAGAAUUAUUAAAUGUCACAGAGAUACAUGAACAAAUGUAUCUAAGAGAUUUGAUUGACAGCAAGAGAUCUUCUCUCUGGAUUGGGCUUAACAGCCUGAAUCUCAACAGUGGCUGGCAGUGGAGCGGUGGCACUCCCUUCAGAUACUUUAACUGGGCACCAGGAAGCCCUGAGCCUGAGCCUGAGAAACUCUGUGCAGUACUGAAUCCCAGAAGAGAUGUUAAAUGGGAAAACCAGCCAUGUGAACUGAAAGUUGGCUACAUCUGUAAAAAGGAAAACUCCACACUGGAUACUUUCAUUCUCCCAUCAGGGGAUGCAGUGCCUGUCAAAUGCCCAGAAGGAUGGCUGCCCUAUGGACAUCACUGCUAUGUGGUUCACAGAGAUGCCAGAGCAUGGAGAGAAGCCCUGAUUUCCUGCAGUGAGAGCAAUGGCAAUCUGGCCAGUAUCCAUAACCCUGAGGAGCAUGGCUUCAUAGUGACGCAGCUCGGCUACAAUGCUGCAGAUGAGCUGUGGAUUGGUCUGAAUGACCUCAGCACUCAAAUGUGCUUCGAGUGGAGUGAUGGGACUCCUGUGACAUACACCAAAUGGUUGCCUGGAGAACCAACCCAUGCAACCAAUGGGCAAGAAGAUUGUGUCAUUAUGGCAGGAGAGGAUGGAUAUUGGGCAGACAGUGCCUGUGAUAGAAAGUUAGGUUACAUCUGCAGAAGAGAGCCACUACAAGGAGUUUCUGGGACAGUAAACAGUGAUCCUGCCUGUCUGAAGGGCUGGAAAAGAUAUGGUUUUUACUGUUACCUUGUUGGACACACCUCUUUAACAUUUUCAGAAGCAAAGAAAACCUGUGAAAGGAGCAGUGGUCAUUUAACAACUGUUCAAGACAGAUAUGAGCAAGCCUACCUGACCAGCCUGAUUGGUCUCACCUCUGAGAAGUAUUUUUGGAUUGGUCUCUCAUAUAUGGAAGAGCAAGGGAUGUUCAAGUGGGCAACUGGUGAAGGUGUUCUGUACACAAACUGGAAUGCAGCAAUGCCUGGUAAUGAAGCCGGUUGUGUUGCCCUAAGGACUGGACAUGCAGCUGGACUAUGGGAUGUUCAGAACUGUGAAGUAAAGGCAAAAUUUCUCUGCAAAAAAAUAGCUGAAAAAAUCACUCUUCCUCUUGCUCCUGAAACUGCUUCUGAUUACAAAUGUCCCUUGGGUUGGGAUACAAGCAAUAGCACUAAUUCAUGCUUCAGAGUUUUUGUGAGAGAAGAAAACCAAAAGAAAACAUGGUUUGAAGCCCGAGAUUUCUGCAGAGAAGUAGGAGACUUGGCUGCUAUUAGAAAUGAAGAAGAGCAAACAGUGAUAGAAAACUUAAUAAUAAAAACAUCCCCAUCAUCUCAGCCUUUCUGGAUAGGCUUGCAGUAUUUGGAUCCUGAUGGUGGGCUUUCCUGGAGUGACGGAUCCCCAGUGAAUUAUAAGAAAAAACUUUGGUUUUACAAUACUGCAUUUGAAUAUUGUGGAACAAUCAGAUACGAGCCUUCCAUGUCAUGGAUUGAGGAGCACUGUGAAUACAGUCAUAACUGGGUUUGUGAAAUAAAGAAAGGGAUGUCCUUGAAACCAGAACCUCUGGGCCCUUCUACCAUGUAUGAAGUCACAGAAGAUGGCUGGAUUAUAAAAAGGGACAAACAAUAUUUUUUCAGCACAGAAAAGACUGCUAUGGAGAAAGCCAGAACAUUCUGCAAAAGCAAUCAUGGAGAUCUCGCUACCAUUGAAAAUAACAGUGAAAGGAAAUUUUUGUGGAAAUAUAUUUUAAAAAAUGGCAAAUUGGAGUCAUAUCUUAUAAGAUUAUUUCAGAAUGCUGAUCAACAGUUUAGCUGGAUGGAUGGAAGCCCGGUGCACUAUGCAGCUUGGGCACAGGGUGAGCCCAACUUUAAAUACGCUCAAGAAAAUUGUGUGGUUUUAAAUAAAAAGAAUGGCUUGUGGAGUGAUGUCAGCUGUAGUUUUUCAAAUGGCUAUAUCUGUCAGAGGCACGGAAGUUUUCUAAAUGCAACAAUUCCUUCAGCGGUACCUUCACCUCCUGGAGGAUGUCCUGAAGAUUGGCUUUUAUUUAAAAAUCAGUGUUACAAAUUUUUUGACACUUCCUAUGAAUACUGGCACACUGCAUGAAGAACUUGUGUGAACCUUGGAGGAAACCUGGCAAGUAUACCUAAUGAAGAAGUACAAGCUUUUCUCACUUACCAUUUGAAAGAUGUUUCAAAUGAUCCCUGGAUUGGCUUGAAUGAUAUACUCAGUGAACUCGACUUUGUUUGGUCAGAUGGAAGUGCUGUCUCAUAUACAAACUGGGCUCCAGAGUCCCCAAAACGUGUAGAACCUGUGUUGUUUGACAGUCUACAUCCAGAAGAUGGCCACAAUCUGCAACAAUUUGAUUGUGUUUCUUUGAAGAGAGGUCAUGCUGAUGAGACAGGAAAAUGGAACAAUAUGGAGUGUUACAACAGCACAGGGUAUAUAUGCCAGAAGAACAGUGAUCCCAGACUCUUUAAUUCAUCAGCAACAGCACUCGACUUUGCUUUUGACCAUUCUAGUGGCAUUAGUUAUUCUGUCACCCUUUUCAAAAUGAAUUGGGAGGAAGCACAGAGAAACUGCUAUAGCAACGCCUCAGAGCUUGCCAGCAUUUUAGACCCAUAUAGCCAGGCACUGCUGUACUUACUUACACAGGAACAUGGAGAGCCUCUGUGAAUUGGUCUUAACAGCAAUGCGACCAACGGCAAGUAUCAAUGGAUUGACAGAUGGAGAUUAGUUUACAGCAAGUGGUCCAGCGGGGAACCAAAACAGACAUUAGCAUGUGUCUACCUA